CCAACGCGACUCGGAUGGACCACAACUCCAAGGCCCCGGAUGGGUUAUCACCCGUAUAAAAACACCGGUGGGUCACCACAUGUCCCAAGAGGCAGACACACUUUCGCCUCCUACCCUGACGAUGUGUUACCACCUAGUCACCUACUGCAGGUACGAAUGCGGACACCAAGUCCAGACCAGGCGUCACUACAUCGACUGCAACAGGACCGCAUGCAGGAUAAGUGUGCGCCACAAGAGGCACGAGCAUGACUGUCCGAACGAGUGCGACCAAGAAAUGUUGGUCGAUCAGCAUCUCGUGAUGGACAGAAACCGGAACGAUUGUGAUGCAUGCUGCGGGAUUGUCCCAACGACGGUGGCGGAGGGUGUCAAUGGCACCAAUGGCGACGAUGACUCGGGAGAGGAGACAAGUGACGCAGAUUCAGACCGAUAGCCGGUAGAGGAUACUGCUAUAUUGUGCCAUCAUGUACUCAAGUUGUGGGGGACCACUGUCACAAAAUCAGUGGCAACGAUUGGAGAAAGAAUUGUUUUGAUACUCAGCCGUAAUGA
Messenger RNA from Fomitopsis serialis, 546 nucleotides. RefSeq lists its product as uncharacterized. Bases 80 to 430 code for a protein of 116 amino acids. The transcript is spliced from 3 exons. Lineage: Eukaryota; Fungi; Basidiomycota; Agaricomycetes; Polyporales; Fomitopsidaceae. The record is from RefSeq and is a predicted model, not a curated record.